Messenger RNA from Daucus carota subsp. sativus, 2240 nucleotides. Its product is annotated as BTB/POZ domain-containing protein At3g08570. Gene Ontology annotation, molecular function: protein binding. The record is from RefSeq and is a predicted model, not a curated record. The transcript has 5 exons. The coding region runs from base 320 to 2134 and encodes 604 amino acids. NCBI's taxonomy places the organism in Eukaryota, Viridiplantae, Streptophyta, Magnoliopsida, Apiales, Apiaceae.
GCAUUUGAAACUGAAGCAUAAUAAGUGAGCAAAUAAUUAUGUUUGAUUAGUCAUAACAAUAUAAUUUUGAAUUGGUUUGAAAAGAAAAUAAUGUAAAGUAGAGUUGGACAUGUACAUUAGUGAGGGGAAAGAGUACAAGAAGAAGAGGACGAUGAAAAGGAGAAACAAUUUGGUGGUAGCCAACAAAAGCAUUUUUAGGCAGCUGUAAACACUGAGGAGUUGGGGGGAUUCUUGUUCAUUUCACAUGCUUUCGUAAAGGUGAGGCGGCGUAUCACCUUACUGAUGCGGGAGUUCAGUGCACUGAAUGCUGUGAAAUCAAAUGGUCUCUUCAGAUAGCAGCUCACUCUCUCCUCUUCGUUCUUCUCCUAGAUUCUGCAAUUCCUUUGCUAACCGUAUAUUUUCAGAUGUUGCCGGGGACAUUACAUUAGUUGUUGAUGGAGAUUCCUAUCUGCUGCAUAAGUUUCCCCUGGUAUCUCGGAGUGGUAAAAUAAGAAAAAUGGCAGGAAAUUUAAAGGAUCAUGGUCUCUCUAAGUUGGAGCUUACCAAUUUCCCAGGUGGUUCGGAGACGUUUGAGCUUAUAAUUAAAUACUGUUAUGGCAUGAACUUUGAGAUCACCACUGCAAAUGUAGCUUCUCUACGAUGUGCUUCAGAAUACCUAGAAAUGAGUGAGGCUUAUUAUGAAGAAAACCUAAUAGCACGCACUGAAAUCUAUCUGAAUGAAGUAGUGUGUCAGAGUCUAGAAAACUCGUUGGAAGCACUAUCAGCUUGUGAGUUGCUACUUCCUACAGCAGAGGAGGUGGGAAUCACCAAGAAAUGUGUAGAUGCUAUAUCUCGGAAUGCUUGCAAGGAGCAAUUAGCAUCAGGCCUAUCACGUUUACAAUUUGAUGGUGAUUCUACAGAGCUUAAGGAUAAGUGUCUUGAGUGGUGGAUUGAAGAUCUAUCAAUACUGAGUAUUAACUUUUACCGACGAGUGAUCUCUGCUAUGGCAAACUGUGGUGUCCGUGUAGAUAGCAUCACUGCAUCUCUGAUGCACUAUGCACAAUCAUCUUUGAAGGGCAUUGGUAAACAACAGAUUUGGAAUCCAGCUAGACCAGAUAAUGGCUCGAUGAUAGUCUGUCAGAGAGUGAUUGUGGAAACUCUUGUCAGUUUACUACCAACAGAGAAGAGCUGUCUUAUUCCGUUAAAUUUUCUAUUCGGGAUGUUAAGAAUGGCAAUAAUGGUUGAUGCAGACCUUGCCAGCAGGCUUGAGCUUGAAAGAAGGAUUGCAUUACGUAUGGAUCUGGUUUCACUUGAUGAUCUGCUUAUACCAAGUGCGCAAACUGGUGAUUCUUUAUUUGAUGUUGAAACUGUUCAUCGAAUACUGGUACAUUUCCUGCAAUGCGUUAAUGAAGAGGAGAAUGAUGAUUGUGGGUAUGAAUCAGAAGGGAUUGGUUCACCUAGUCAUGGCUCCGUCCUGAAGGUUGGACGACUUAUUGAUGCAUAUCUAGCAGAAAUUGCCCCUGACCCUUAUCUCUGUCUAACAAAAUUCAUCGAUAUCAUUGAAGUUCUGCCUGAUUAUUCUCGUGUCAUUGAUGAUGGGAUUUACAGAGCUAUUGACAUAUAUAUAAAGGCCCAUCCAAUGCUGAGUGAGCAGGAGCGUAAGAAGCUCUGCAAGUUAAUUGACUGCGAAAAGCUCUCUCAAGAAGCCUCCAAUCACGCUGCACAGAAUGAUAGGCUUCCAGUCCAGAUGGCUGUCAGAGUUCUCUAUUUUGAGCAACUUCGCUUGAAAAAUUCUCUUUCUGGAAGUUCUGGAGAUUUAUUUCUGUCACAAAAGAUCAGCAGUGGAGUACCUAGUGCAGCCAUGUCUCCUCGUGAUACCUAUUCAUCUUUGAGGAGGGAGAACCGAGAACUAAAACAGGAGAUUUCCAGGAUGCGAGUAAGGCUGAGUGAUCUGGAGAAGGAGCAGGUCUGCAUGAAACAAGGCAUGAUGGAUAAGUCCGGCAAUGGAAGAACUUUCUUAACGUCAUUAUCCAAAGGGAUUGGCAGGAUUGCUAUAUUUAGUGGCCCUCCAGGAGGAAAACAAAAGAAGUCUGCAAGGAAGUCCAAAGUAACAGAUGGAAAAACACGCAGAAGUAAGAGGUAUUCUCUUUCUUAGUCUGUCAUUCAAACUACGACAUUCAAUUUAUGAGAAGAAAUCCAUCCAGUGUAAAUGAUUCAAUCUAUUGCUGCUUAAUGCAAUUCAAUUAUAUGUUUGGAUAGCU